Molecule: messenger RNA, 21230 nt
Organism: Lymnaea stagnalis (great pond snail)
Lineage: Eukaryota; Metazoa; Mollusca; Gastropoda; Lymnaeidae
Source: the annotation of a GenBank genome assembly
AAUCUGCAAUGGCCGCUCUAAACCUUAAACUUUUAGUCAUGAAUGACCAAACCUGAGAAACGAAUGUUCGACGUCCCAGCCACGACAAGCCCUGCUUAUGGUCAGUAUAUAGUUACCAACUUAAAAUGUAGGUCAAGCAAAGUGAAUGCGUGAUGUCGGAGGACAAUGGUGUAAAGGCGCUUAGACCAUCCACGUUUAAAAUUACUUCCAAGAAAAACCCAACCAGAUCGCGAUCGAAGACAUGUGGGGAUACAGGGGUAGAUACGGCAAAUACUGGGUCUAACAUCUCCGAUUUUAAAACGACGGAUUUUAAGGUUGAAGGUCUCUCAAAUAAAGCUGACGGCGAUCAGCUCAAAAGAAAUCGUUCCGAGUCACGGACGCGUCCCCCGGGAAAUGUUGAUACUCAAAAUUUUCGGGGGCGCUCUCAGGUCGAUAGUGGUUUUGAUGGGACAAGGGCUGAGAAAUUCACCCAUCGUCGUGCGAAAUCAAGCCUAGAAGGGUUAUCCGCCCAUAGCUAUGCCAGUCGCGUCUUGAACCAGAGGCACAACCUCAAUAUCUUAGACGCCGUCAUCCAGCAGGGGUUAGAUAAAACACAGAACUUUGUCAACCCGCGCAUGAAUUUCGGGGAUGGGCUUCUCACUCUUACAAGCGGCGAAAAUCUGAUCCCCAAUGUAAUUCCACCACUCCAGCAUUUAACAGAGGCUACCAACGAUGGCAAUGUGUCGACAGACAAUCAAGUGCUUGACCAAAACACGGUUCAAGCCAAGGUGGAGACUUUGGGUAAUCUGGACAAACUCUCACCCCCACACCGAAUGUUGGAAAUAUGCGCCAAUGAUAACGACCCCGUUUCGAAUUCUCACAAAAAUCGGACCCAGUCAGAGCCUCCAGUAAGACGCUUUUUUCUUAGUCCAAAAAAUGUAGUCCCCUGUGACACUAAAGCUGCUACAGAAGCGGAGAGAAAAACUAUCACCAAAACAAAUUUAGAUGACUGGAGCUCCCCGAAAACCAGAAAGGGCUCUUCUCCUUCUAAAAAAUCAUCGACGAGAAGAGCUGACUCAUUGUCACCUGGGGACAUUGGGCUCUCUAGUUUGAAAUCCCCAGGAAGAAAAUCAAAAGGAAAACACAGAAAAAAGGGCAAGUCACGUGGGAACGGCCGGCCUAGUCCGACGCCUACCGGUGACAUAUACAUACCUAAUAAUCUUGCACAAUUUAAUAUCGGCAAAGGUGUAUUCGAUGCACUGACGCAAGAAAAUGGAAAACAAGGUUCUCCGAAGGGCAAAACUGGUUCUAAAGUUGUAAAACAAGGAUCCCCAAAAGUCAAACCCGGUUCUCCGGGGCUUAAUCAAGGAUCCCCAAAAGGCAUUCCUAGAUCCCCAAAGUUGAAGCCAGGCUCUCCGGUUUCCCAAUCGCCACCGUCCAGUUAUCGAGUCCACGGAACCUCAAACGAAUUAGAGCACAAGAGUGGAACAUUUCUUAAACCAAAAGAUCAGAAAACAGUGUCACCUAAGCCAAAUUUGGCGUGUAAGGUCAAGGGCACCAGAAAAUGUUUCCGUGAAUGGCAACCAGAAGAUUCGCCACAGCCACAAGAAGAACCAAGCAAACCUGAGAAAAAACCAGAAACAUCGCCUGGCAACGGCGUCCACGCCAGCCCCGAAAAAAUAUCCCCCAAAACUGAACAGGAACAAAACAAUUUCCCAUUGUGUAAAUCACCAAAGGAUCCUGUGUGUAAGAAGAGUAGUGAAAGUACAGCCUCGGCAAGCAAGCCAUGCUUGGAGCAGCCUCCAUGCAGACCGUGCAAGGCGAAGAAGAAGAGACGUCACCCGUGUGGCUGGGGAGAUUCAAACCGGGGUGUUUCAUUUACCCGAAAGAACUUUUUUGGGAACAUAGCAAAGGUAAAAUAGUUGUGUUACAAAGCAGAGGUGAAAAUGAAUCAUGCACGUAUGAAAUUUAAAAAAAAAAGCAUGUGUCACCGAACCUAAGUGAAAUUGAUAUGUUGCGUGUGAAAGUAAAAUGGAUAUGUUGCGUGUGAAAGUGAAAUGGAUAUGUUGCGUGUGAAAGUGAAAUGGAUAUGUUGCGUGUGAAAGUGAAAUGGAUAUGUUGCGUGUGAAAGUGAAAUUGAUAUGUUGCGUGUGAAAGUGAAAUGGAUAUGUUGCGUGUGAAAGUGAAAUGGAUAUGUUGCGUGUGAAAGUGAAAUGGAUAUGUUGCGUGUGAAAGUGAAAUGGAUAUGUUGCGUGUGAAAGUGAAAUGGAUAUGUUGCGUGUGAAAGUGAAAUGGAUAUGUUGCGUGUGAAAGUGAAAUGGAUAUGUUGCGUGUGAAAGUGAAAUGGAUAUGUUGCGUGUGAAAGUGAAAUGGAUAUGUUGCAUGUGAAAGUGAAAUUGAUAUGUUGCGUGUGAAAGUGAAAUGGAUAUGUUGCAUGUGAAAGUGAAAUUGAUAUGUUGCAUGUGAAAGUGAAAUGGAUAUGUUGCAUGUGAAAGUGAAAUGGAUAUGUUACGUGUGAUAGUGAAAUGGAUAUGUUGCGUGUGAAAGUGAAAUGGAUAUGUUGCAUGUGAAAGUGAAAUGGAUAUGUUGCGUGUGAAAGUGAAAUGGAUAUGUUGCGUGUGAAAGGCAAAUGUGUACGUGAUAUAAAGAUGUAUCAGCUGUACGGUACAAACUAAAUCUUUAUCUCUUAACAUAAAUGUCUGACAUCAAAGACAUACAACGGCAACACACAACUAUUACAAAACAAAUCUUCCAAAUCAUCCUAAGAUCUUCAUCUUGACAUUGCGAUUUCAAUAUUUUUCUGUUGCAUUGUGGACUUGUGUGGAGUGUUACCUGUUCUUGACGAUCCUUUGUCUUCUCCAUCUCCAUUUCUUACCAGCUUACUACGUGCAUAGGAGCCAAAAUGAUCAAUAAAUUGAUCGUGGGCCCUUAAUUAAUAGAAGAAGAAGAAAAACUCAUGUGUACUUCAUAUGUAUGAGUAUGGAAAUCUCUGUCCAGUGAAAGCAACAGAUUUUUUUGUAAACAUUUAAUUGCGUGCAAUGGUUUUUAUCAAUGUUGACACCCAUCAUUUGAAAAGGGGGAGGGGGCGCUAAAUGGAAUUCUCUCCAUAUAAUGUUUGUGCAGCUGUUAUGGUAACAUUUUCAGCUCACUCUUAGAUCAGGCCUACUCUAGUUGAUGCACACUAUUUGGAGAUAAAAUACUAAUACACGCUUAUGAAUAAAAAGAUCAUUGAAUCUAGCAAUAAACGCAAGAGGACAAAUUCAAAACAACUCAAAACAAAAACAAUGACAUUAAUUAAUACAUGAAAUAAAAAAGUAAAAAUUCUUUGAUAGAUUACCGCAAGUGCAAGAUCUUUUUUAAAAUUGUUUUAAAAAUUCGCAAAAACUCUUAACAUCCUCUUAUAUAUUUUAUGAAGAAUUUAUUGGAAACAAUGGAGGAAGAAGGUGACACAACACAAGUCAAUUAUACCCUUGUUAUAAAUAGAAGUACUACCCAGUGUUGAACCUGCGGCGGGGGGGGGGGGGGGGGCCGCAAAAUCAUUUUAUCAUAUAUAGGGCAAUUUAAAAAAAAAAUUGAGUGAAAUUUGUUUUUGGAAACGAAAAUUUUUUUUUUUAACCUGGGGGGGGGGGGGGGGGGUGGCCGCAAAAUCAUUUUAUCAUAUAUAGGCCAAUGUAAAAAUAAAAUUGAGUGAAAUUUGUUUUUGGAAUCGAAACUAUUUCUUUUCAAUUCUAUUUAUGUAAUCAUGAUUAUUAAUAAUUUUUCAUUUUUACUUUGCUAUUGAUGAAAUUUUCAACAUUAAAGCUUAAAUUGAGGGUAUUAAAAUAAUCCCAUCAAACUUUGUAACACUAAUCGAUGUUGACUUCCGUUUGGCUGCUUCAUUUUAUUGGUUUUAAAAAUCAUCUUUUAAUCUUUGCGCCUAAAAAGAAAUAUAAUGGUUGGCUCUUCUACACUUGAAAUGUGCAGCCUCCACCAAUCACUGAUUUAGAUUGUACCGUCACUCAGCAUAGAAUAACAUUUGCCCGUUAUUGUAACUUUUUCCAUUACUUUAUAUACAUUUGACUUACAUAGCCAUUAGCAAAUUUUAGACCAGUUUCUAGCCAGGGAUGUUUACUAAGCUGUUGAAGAUCUUGCUUUAGAGCAGUGGUUCUCAACCUUUCUAAUGCCGCGACCCUUUAAUACAGUUCCUAAUGUUGUAGCGACGCCCAAUCACAAAAUCAUUUUGGUUGCUACUUCAUAACUGUAAACUAUAUGUGUUUUCAGAUGGUCUUAGGCGACCCUGUGAAAGUGUCAUUCGACUCAAAGGGGUCGCGACCCAUAGGUUGAGAACCGCUGCUUUGGAGGAAAAAAUAAUUUUCAAACGCAUUAAGUUAUCUCUCAGAUAAUGUGUGUUGUUUUUAUUUGUGCGUUAAAUGACAUGGUGACGCCAUCUUCAAAUGACCAGUCAAACCAAAACAUCAGAUACAACGGAAUGAACUGUUGAUGCAUGAUAGUAAACUAAAAACAGUUCUUAUUAUUAGUAGCAAUACCGCUCUGAAUGUGCGGCUGAGAGUCGAUCUCACAAUUAACUGGGACGAGGGGUAUUUGGAUACCACCCAGGCCUUCAAAACUGCACUCAAAACAUAGCUUUUUUAAAUUAUACUACCCUGACUGAUUCCCCUCCUGUGACCGAUAAACGAUCUUGCUGGCUGCCGUCCAUGGUUUGCCUUGUAAAAGUUAUGUGGUGGGGUGGGUGAAUAUACAUUGCUGUACUUUAUUUCAUAAAUCUAUUUUAUUUUAAUGUCAUGAUUAUGUCUCUUUUGAUAAAAUUUUUAUGUACAGUGCGGUGAGCCCAGCCCUAGGCUGGGGUACCGCGCUAUAUAAGACCUGUUAUUAUUAUUAUUAUUAUUAUACCAAUUUUUGUGUGACAACCGAACACUCCCAUGGAAAGGGUGUGUUAAUGAAGUUAGGGCACAUAAAAUAUAUUUUAAAAAGUAUAGUUCCAAGCUUUAAUGGUGCGGCUUAUAGUCAGAAGCGGAUUAUUACGUUAAGUUCUAUCAAUUAACAAAUUUGUAUAUUGCUUUAUCGGAGUCUAGUCACUGCAUGUAUAGUGGGUAUCUAGAAUUUACAUGUCUUGUGAGACAGGGACCAGAAUCAUUUUCAGGAUUUGUAAGCUAAUGUUCUACGUCUUACUCAUGGGUUACGAUAGGAGACAGAAGUAACUCAGUUAUCCGAAGUUUCGGAUAAUCUGUGUUUGGGAAAACGACGCUCUACUGUACUGAUAAUUUGCGAAAAAAAGGGGAGGGGGCGAAAUAUAGGAGUUCUCAGCGGGCGGCAUUUAGUCAAAGGUUGCCACUGGUGCUACCUGAGCAAUAAUAUUUCUAUCUCUACUUGAACCAGGCUGUUGGAGACCAGCUGAAUUGUAUUGCCUACAGGAAUAGUUUAUUUCAUUCAUUCCCGGGAAUGAUUGGUCUUUACAGGCCAGACAUAGGCAUGGACAGGUAAUUCUUUGUUCAUUAAAAGAGUUAUUAAUGCUAACAUCGUUGUCGAUGAAAAUGAUUUUCAAAAAUAUUUAUUGACUUCUUUUUAAAAUACAAGAAUAUAAGGUUGUGUGUUUGACUAAAAUGUAAUGCAACUUUUGAAAAAUAGCUUUGAUAAUAUGAGCCUCACUGAUUUCAUCGUAAUGUUCAACUUUUAUUGAGAUUAAAUCAGAACAUAAAUGAAAACAACCUCAACAUUAUUGAUGUGCAUGUACUUAUGAAUAAUUACUUGUCAUGCGGAUACGACAACUUCGUCUUGACUAGGCUCAUCAACUCGGCCUCUCGAAUAAACUUAUAGAUUAAGUUCGUAGAGUUUACCGUUAGUCUAGUCUGGACCAAGAAUGUUCAAAAUGGUGUGUCGCGAAAAGCUCAGGCGUGUAAGGUGUAUGUCGUAAGAUGGAACCUGCAACACCAACACAUUUAAUCGUCCAAGGUUUUGUGGCUGCUGCCCACAGAAGCAGAGCGUAUUAGUUUGUUGCUGACUUUGUGGAGUUAGUUUUAAUGUAUCGCAAAAUAACAACAUAAAAAAGCUAGUCUACACAAAGAUGAAAAAGAUUCUACAAUAAACGGUAGAAUAGUCCUAUUGAAUAUUACUGUAUUACCCCCUUUCUAAAUCUGUAGGAUAGACCUAAAUAUUAAAAUUAAUGGAUAAUAAACUAGACUUGUAAGGUAGUCCUCUAUAACUUCAGACUAUAUUUCAUUAUCAGCCCAAGGAGCCCCCCCCCCCUGUAGUCUCACCCUGUAGACUUGCCAUGCAGUUUCACCCUGUAGACUUGCCAUGUAAUCUCGCCCUGUAGAAUUGUCACGUAGUGUCACCCUAUAGACUUGCCAUGUAGUCUGGCCAAUUCUUAACUUUAAAGCUUGAAUUAAUAAAUUAAAAUUUACUACUUAAAAUAAUUUUAGAUGACAAAUUUUAAUGUUUAUUCAAGUAUUUAAAUUUAUUGUAUAUAUUAACUUCUCCAUAUUCAAUAUGUAAAUAUUAUUAAAAUACUUCAUUGAGGAAAUCUAGAAUUAUUAACAUAGAACAAAUGACAAUGUUUAACUUCGGUAAAGUUGUCAAUCACAUUAUGUGAAUAAUAAAUUUAAUAUAAUUUAGAAUAUAUAUAAAUUAAAUAAUUUAAUGAAAACUGCCACUAGUUAUAUUUCAUUAUUUAUUUUUAUCUUUCCAAGUCUCUUCAUGAAUGACUCAGAAGAAGAUGACUUAGAGGAGGAGGAGGAAGAGAAACCAAAAUCAAGAAAGUCGAAAGAGAAGGAGAGCAAGAGAUCAGAAGACAAAGAUGACACUUCACGUCAAGUGUCUUCAGACGAGAGAAUGUACUCCGACAAGGACCAAGGUCAAGUGAGGAAGGUAUCCAUACAACAGUCAGGCAAAUCCUCCUUUCCAUCGCAACUGUCACACAGAACGAGUAUAAAGACGGCAGCGACCGGGCAGUUUGAAGAAACGGAGCCAAUCCUUCAAAACGCAGCCCUACAAGGAAGUCAGAGGUAUUCUCAGAAGGAAGGGCAAGGUGGCUACUAUGUCGAAGAAGCUUCCAGACAAUGGCGGGACAGCCAGACUAAUAUAGAAAUUUCACCUAGGCAGAUGAGCAGAUUAUCACCGCGUGGAGAGACAAAAACAAUUGAAUAUGACAGUCAAAGUCCUGCUGAUCAAGUGAAAAUAGUUUUAGAAAUUCCUACUUAUAUGAGAAGCUCUCCGAGAGUAGACUCCACUCAUAUAGUCAAUGUCCCAGCACCACCUCCCAGACAUCUAGAUGUGCAGGGAAGCAGUUUGGAUUCACGCAGAGCAACUGGUGAGAGGGCAACACCAAGUACGAACGUGACAAGAGUUCCAUCGCAAGAACCCAUGCGACGAUCUACGUACCCUCCUGAAUACGAAGCUCAUAAGAAUGAUUUACCCAUGAGUCCCAGGUUUAGUCGCUACAGCAGUCCCCAAUUUCAAGAUAGGCAAUCUGCGAAAGGCAGCGUCCAUUUUAUUCCAAGCGCCGCACGUGACCGAGCUUCGAGUUACGAUCAGUCACUGAAAAGUGGACUUAGAUCCCCUAAUGAUUACAGAACAUCCCCCUUUUUGAAAUCAGGCAGCCAAAGCUCAUAUGAGGAAAAGAGCCCAUCACCUAGUCGACUGCCUGGAAGUGCUGACAGGAGUACGGGAAGAGGCUUAAUGAUACCUUCUUCUAAAAAAGAAAGUUCGAAUUUGUCUGAAGACCUCUUUCUAGGAAAAAAAUUAUUCGAUAGCUCUUCAUUUAAACAAGACAGUGCAACUGAACGAUUUUCAAGAAGCCAAACCUUUAAAGAAGAUGACACUGUACUACAAUUAGACUCAACAAAGCGAUCAUCGCGCACGAUAGAUAACCUCACAGCGUCAAGUGGCAGAUCCAGUGGGUCACCCUAUAAAACAUUCAGUCCUUUUAAAGCGGAUGAAGACUUUACACAUGAGAUGAAUCUAUCGGAACGUGCACUUGUUAACAGAAGCUCAAUGUCGAAGCCUUUUCAAGAAGACUAUCGUUCAACGAUCAGAGACAGCCCAUCGAGACUGAGCAGCAGAGCGGCUUCAUCAGAGAGACAUUCCAGCGUACAAUUAUCCCAACAUUCGGGCCAGGAAUCACCCAGAGGAACUUACAUGUCUAGACAAAUUAGCAAACCUGCUUCCAGUGAAAAAUUCUCGAGGCAGCAAUCUUUUCAACAAGGUAGCCAGCAGGCCUCAGAUCAGGAAGUAAACACGCGGCGAACGUCAGCAAGAGACUUAAUAGAAGAUAAAUUAUGUUUAAUACAACAACUUUCCAAAGAACAAUCUCGUAGAGGCAGCAGUCAACCUUCAGAUGAAGAAGCGGGUUCUCGGCAAACAUCAGGCAGAGGCAGCAGCCAGGAAGGAGAGUUUCAUGGAAGCAGUCAACAUUCCUCAGAUGAAGACAGGGGCACAAGACAGAUGUCAAAUAGAGAAAGUAGGUUAGAGAGAUUAACAUCAAACCAAAGAAGUUCCAGACCAACAUCCCGUAUUACAGGCAGUCAAAAAAUGUCUGAUGAAGAAGGGAACACGCGGCAGGUGUCGACGAGGGCAAGUAGACAAACAUCAAUUGAAAAACUUUCCAGAGCACAGUCGGCCAGAGAAGGCAGUCGGCAAACCUCUGACAAUGAAAUAGGAACACGUCCAAUAUCGACCAGAGAAAGUUUAGAACAAAGAAUGUCUUCGAUUGAUAAGAAUUCCAUAACACAAUCUCUUAGAGAAAUCAGUCAACAAUUGUCUGAGGAUGAAGGGGGUACACGGCGAUGCUCGGGUAGAGACAGUGUGCAGGAAAAACUAACGUCAAUAGAAAAACUUUCUAGAGAGCAAUCUUUUCGAGAUGGAAGCCAGCAACUUUCAGAUGAAGAAUCUGGCACAAGGCAGCCGUCGACUAGAGAAAGUAGACAAGAGCGGUUAAGCUCAAUAGAAAAAUUAUCUAGAGAGCCAUCUCUUAGAGAAGGUAGCCAGCAAUUUUUCGGAAGUGAAGAUGGAGUACGACGAAAUUCAGGCAGAGAAAGCAGGCUUGAAAGAUUAACUUCGAUUGAAAGAUCAUCAAGAGGGCAAGUUUCAGAUGAAGAGGAGGGACAAUGGCCAACGUCCUCCAGAGAAAGUUUCCAAGAAAGAUUAACAUCAUUUGACAAAAUUUCUCGUGGACAAUCUCAACAAAAUUUAGAAGAAGGAAGCACGAGGCGAACUACAGCCAGAGAUAGCCUCCAAGAGAGGUUAACUCCAGUUGAAAACAUUUCUAGAGCUGACUCUGUUAGAGAUGGCAGCAGACAAACUUCAUUCAGAGAAAGUAGGCAUGAACGAUUUGCUUCCGCGGAUAAAUAUUCCAGGGCCCAAUCUCUUAUUGGUGGCAUUCAGCAGCCCUCAGACGAGGAAGGGGACACGAGACGUGCUUCAGCUGUAGAAAGUAGACAAGAAAGAUUAUCUUCUGUUGAUAGAUUUAGAGCACAGUCUCAAAAGGAAAGCAGCCUCCAUAUAUCAGAUGAAGAGGAAAGCACACUUCGAACGCCAGGCAGAGAAAGUAGGCAAGAAAGACUAACUUCCAGAACACGUCCUUCAAAAGAUGCACCACCCGAGAGAAUAGAUAAUGAGUUUUAUCGUGGAUCAACUCUUAACGAAACCGCAAUCGAAUCAUCGGCAAACAUUUCUAAAUUUCAUUCAAUGAUGGAGGACCCCCAACAGAGAAUGCCGAUGGAAGGGGUUCGAGAUAAAUCAGCCCGGACAAGAUCUUCUUCUUUUAUUCAAGAAAACUACGAUAGGGAAACUGCCACCUUUGUACCAUCAGUGGCAUCUAGCAAACAACAGCUGGUCACAGUCGCAGAGAGUCAGAAACUGACAAUACAGGAUCCUACUCGAUGGAGUGGUUCUAGUGAUUUUGUGGACAGCCCCGAGCAACAUACCAUACCGCAGUAUCUUUGUACUGUUGGGACAAGCUCCUUACAAGCUGGAAGCCAAAUGUUGCCAUUUGAUAAGGAUAAAGCCAUCAAUAAACCAUGUAGACCUGAAUUCAUGAAGAAAUGUGAUCGUCAAAGUCCAGUAACUAAAUCCGAAAUAGAUCAGUUACGUGUGUCAAAGGAGGAGAAAUUUCAGAAAAGUCAAAGUGCAGAUGAAUGUUCCAAAGGACUACCCCACAGAGACUAUCAGUAUCCUCAGUGUAAUGAAAAGUUACCUAAGGCAGAUAAAAGAUCAGUUAGUUCAACUCGUCCCCCCAUCCAUCAUCCGUCAUCUGCUCGCCGUGUUACUAUGGACGAUAGCUGUGAACAGAGAUACCGAGAUUCCAAAUCGAGGGCAGAACAGGGCUCUGAUGCUAAACGAUUCAGUAAAAUGAGAGACAUUUCUAACGCCGAGGACUACGAUGGUCGUAGGGAUGCUAAGACUCGGACGUUUGAAGCCAGUUACAGUUCACCCAGCAGGAGAUCAACAAAGCAAACGAAACACAGCAGGGAUAAUGACGAGGAAGAGACGACCAUGGAACCAAGUUUGCGUAGCACUAGGUGUCACCGUGUUGGAGCCGAUGCGGUAUAUGAGGAUGAGUCUGUCACAAUAGCCUCAUACGAGACAUCAACGUGGAGACAAACACCUACAGAGGGCCGUGGACAUGAUGGUUAUGUGGAAGAUGAGGAGAGAGUCAUAGCUCCUAGUCGCGGAGCUGACAACGAUCAAGUUUUAAAAGUAAUAGAAUCCACUGAUGAGGAUGAAUCUUACUCCGAAAAGCUGGAUACUCACACAUUGGACGAGCCUCCAUCCAUUGACACGGAUGACAACGACAAGCCAGAAAAAGCGUUCUAUAUGCGAGAUAAAAGGCGUUGCCGAGAACUAACAAGUGGUGAGUCGGGUGACGAUGAGCCGUUGAUGUCCGCACGCUCGAAAGGGAGGCUGCGAAAUUCAGACAAAUACAACCAGGAGGAAUGCACGGAUGACGUUGUUUCGAAACGAGGCACUGAGAGAAAUAGGAGUAGAGCGUCCAGCAUCAUUAAGGUCUGCUUUCACAAAGAACAAAGCGGCGAACAUGAGGAUCUUGAAGAGGAGGAGAGGUGUUCGGAUGCUGUGUCAUCAGAAGAGUGUGUCUCCGAUGACAGUUGUAAAGAGUUGAGCAGUAAAAAUAUCCCAUCAGGGGAUUCAUGUGCGCAAAGACAAAUAAGAAAGAUCAAAGGACGAAUUACAUUUCGUUGUUCCGACGACACAAAUACCUGUCCGGCCUCAAGGAGCACCACUGUGGCUAUUCAAAACGGCACCGUUCAAAUGAUUACCUCCCCCCAGGGUGUUAAAAUUAUUGAUUGUGGUGGUGCAAAGGAUUGUGAGGACUUGUCAUCCGAAACGUCCGAUUGUGAAUAUAUGAAUAACCUUGUCCUUUCAAAUAAUUCGAGGUCAGCUCGUUCGCAGUGGGCUGACAACCGCGCCUCGGACAAAAGCAUGAAGAAAUACUUGCGGGACAGUCAGUAUAUAAGACAAAGACAGCUAAGACUUAUUGAGUAUGAGCAAGACAAUACCCAAAGCUGUGAUUCCUUGUCCGAUUAUUUACCUUCCAACCGUCGGAAAAGCCCAGUACCAGCUCCCAGAAUGAACUUGAUCAAAUCUUACGAUUACUCAGAAGGUCGUUUCACGAGGCAAUUUUGUAACUUUGAAUCCGAUGAACAAAGAGGGAGAGAUAUCUACCGAUGUGCCUACAGGUCACGCUCAAACUCUGCCAAAAGUGACCGCAGUCCUGAAAGUUUCCACGUGAGAGCCAUUGAUCCAUUUAGGCAGGUCAUCACUCCGGAACAACCUGUGCCGGUAAGCGACAAAUAUUCAGCGAGAAACAUUGGCGAAUAUAUCAAAUAUAUUUCUCCCGAUGUACCUUAUCAAAGACAAGCAGACAUGUUCUUGUGUAAUCUGUCAUCGGAGAAGGUUGAUGACAUCGGUUCACCGGAAGACAUUUGUAUUAACGUUCCUAAAAAGUUACCUGAGACCAGAAGGGAGAAUCCAUUUUUACUGGUCAGAAGCGCUUUUAUUCCCAGUGAUGAAACAGAUGUCACUGUGGUCGGUAGGCCGCGAGUUAAAGUGAGACCUAAAUCUGCAAGUGCGAAGUGUUCCUAUCGCAUUAAAGGCUUACAAUCUCCAAUGCGCAUUGAAGCCUCACCAGGUGAUACAUCCGAGAGCCAAACAUUGUCAGCAAAUAGUGCCAUGUAUAGAAACAUCAGAAGCAAGUAUAGAGACAAAACAUCCAAUCAUGGACAUUUUAUUCCUGAAAAUGAAUCUUGUAAUUCUCAGAAAAGUUCUCCAGAAUGCACAGCUUUAUCAGUCGCCGUUUCCAAGAAUAAAAACUGCUCUUCAAAUGCCGAUAGAGAUCGAAAUUCUUCCUCAGGAAGUGGUGAUUUCAUGUACUCUGAUUUAGCAUAUCACUGUGGAGUUAUUGACACCCUAAGACUAUUGGACACGGACAACGUUUCAUCUGAUAGCGCAAAACUCUCUUCUGUGUGCGAUCAUUCAGACUUUCCUCACAAAACGAGUUUUCCUGUGUUUUCACGGAUGGAAUCAGAAGAGCAUAUAACUGAGCUCGUUCGAUCGUUGCCAUCUCUGGCUGUUGGUGGGCACGAUGACGAGGCUAUAGAGCAGAUCCGCCAAAACAGCAUCAGAGCCUUACUUUUUGCAGCUAGCUUGUCAAACAGUUGGUCAUCACUGAGGCUUUUCUCUAGUGCCACGGCAAAAGACACCGCGAAGUGGGUCCAAGAAUUGAAAGACCGUACAACAGUUAAGAAUGUGUUAUCCCCUCAGCAGAGUAAUGCAACCGACAGCCCAACUAAUGAUGCUAACAUUAGCCUUCCGAAUGUCUGGAAGUCAAAGACGUUGACUAGUACUUCUGAUACUGGAGGCUUCAACCUUCCGAAUCUCUGGCCAUCCAAGAAGUUUGCAAGUCCUACUGAUUCUAAUUUUAGUCCUAGCCUACAGAAUGUAAAACCAACAAAAAAGAUUGCAAGUCCAUCAAAAGGGACACAAUCGCAUUCCUCUCACGUUAAAAGCGAGAUUAAAACUUCAAAUAAAAUGACGUCACCAGUAAAACCGGAAGAGCUCCAGGAACCGCAGAGCAAAAUGUAUACUCCCAAGUCAACACAAUUUCAGAGUUCCGGAGAGUAUCAACAAAAACCCAGAACACGUGCUGUUAAAAUUCAAGUUCAAUGUUCUAAAAAUGCCGCCAUCCAAACUCAGAGUAUUGACAGAGACACACAGAAGUGUGACAAGGCAGAGAACACAGAAAUGCAAUACUUUAUUCGUGAUGUUGAAGUGAGCACUAAAACUUCGUCCGAGCUAAACACAAAAUCAGACACUAGAAACAGAGAAAAGUUUGACCCGAGACGUGGAAAACUUCGCCGUGAUCCCAAACUACCAAAAGAUUUUCCAUUACCCAAACCAGGAAGAAGAAACGAACGUGGUCAAGGGUUAUCUCAUAAAACAGUUCCACAAACGGACCUUAAAGAUAUCUUUCAAUUGAUGACAAUGCGAUCCCGGCAAGAAUCGAGAGGACUACGCAAGAAGAAAUGCCAUUCAUUUAACGACACCUCUUCCUGUGGGUGCAGCAGAAGAGCGAGGUCACACAGCGAAGAUAGUGUAUAUUAUUACAAGGAAUCGAGGUCCCCAUCGCCUUGUCACAGGAUCGGACAUCGGACGAGAUCACAUUCCUUAGAUAGAAUGCACAGGCCGCGGUCUCGGAGUGUGAAAACUAAAAAGAUCUUUGAAGGCUUCACCCAUUUCAAGCCAAAAAGUUCAAGCAGGCAUCGGUUCAGCGCUCGCUCUUUCAGUGCCGAAUCUGUGUACCAUGAUCGCAGUGAUGGGUCUCACUCACCUCGAACAGACUUCAAAUCCUUUAAAGGGGAAGUAGAUCCAAUAUCUCAAGUAAGGGACUUUCAAAAUGACCUAUUUUUAAAAAGAAAAUUUCUUUACAGCACUGACAAGUCACUCCCCAAUUUUAAAACCAGAUGCGGGAAGAUGUCUGAAAGAAAUUAUCAAAGACUGUGCGCGUGCUCUAGAUGCCAACAAAGACGUUUUGAACUUCAGCGCUACAUUUAUUUAAGAAAGUCUUUCAAAGGAGAUAAAAGCUCAACAAAAGUUGGGAAAGCCAAAUACCCGCUGGGAGCCUGCGGUGACACUACAUCCCAGCCAACGGACAAAACUAAAAACAACUCGAAAGAUUUCUCCGGUGAGGAACGUCCUUUUUUAGAUAAUGUUACCAUUUUUGUUGUCACUUCCCAGAGCUCGAUUACAGCCAAUGAAGAAAACGAAAGAGAAGCAGAAAUACGGUAUUUUGAUGACGUUGACCCAUGCUGCCGCUUUGCUUUAAAAAACGCACUGAGAAACGUGGGAUCUUCAAGUUCCAUUGAGAGACAGGAUUUACCUAUGUAUGCACUUGAUGAUGUCAACAAAGUGGAUGACAACUCUGAAUGUGUUACUGAUCAGGAUACAGAUUACUUUAGCUCUUGGAAAAGUUAUAGCAGUCAGUCUAACAAUGUCAUGGAAAAUGACAGCCCUGAGAAUCAGUAUUUUGAUCAAGGUGAACACAAUAUUGAAUGCAAGUGUCCAUAUUCCCAUUUUUCCAAUGAUGUGGCAGCUGUGAAGAAGCAAAGGCAUGAACACGUCGGAACUCAAAAGAAAGAAUUCACUUAUCUACGAAUCAAUCCAGACCGACGCAAAAUGUCACAUAAGAAGCGUUACAGAUCAAAAUCUGGCAUUUCGUGUACCAGUUUGGACAGUGGGCUCGAUAAAAGUAGUUCUGUGGACGGUGGCAACAAGUGCAAUAGUUCAAAAUGGGUCGCGAAGCACGACGGGAUGUCUGAUAUGGAGGGGGAACAUAACAACUUGGAGUUCGAGAACGUUCCUGAGAUAAAACCAUCUAAAGUUACACGACAAAAUACUAACAGUGAAGUCUUGAGACAUCGUAUAUCUCUUAUGGAAAAUGAAAACAUGCCAUUGGAUACAGAGCAUGACACUUCUAUUUUGACAAGAAACAAAGACAGCUUGCUGGAUGACCCAAGAGAUGCUACAGAAUUCCAAGUUUCUUCUAGAGAAUUAUUCAGCAGCACUAUCUCUCAAUUCACUGGCAGUGACGAAGUUCAGAUUGAUGAGCUGUUAAAAAAAUAUAUUCAUUCCAAGACCGAGUCUUCACAUGAGCAUGGACUGGAUGGUGAUAACGACGGGGACACAAUUUCUCAACCACCUCUAAACAUGGCCCCCCCUUCGAGCGCAGAAAAAAGUCCCAGUCCACCAAACAGAGGGUCUUCGUCUCUACGCUUUCUUCAGUCAAUCAUUGAUGGGAAAGUGAAAACAUUACUGGAUAAGGCACUCCAGAAUUGGACUUCUCCUAUUCAGCGAACGUUACCACUUUUGAACAAUAACGACUACUUAAAAAUGGGGUCACCAGAAAAGCCAUCCAAACACAACCAAAGCGAUCAAAUAGAUGUAAAGUAUCAAGACAUCUCUCAAAGCGAGCUCUCUUUUUCAAACUCAGUUAGUUCAGAAAGUUCAACAUUUGUUAUAACGGAGUCUAAUUGCAAAAUAUCUGACACACCUAAUUUGGUCAUUGUAACUCUCCCAGAAAAAUGUCCUGAACAACCAAAGACCUACCGUGAAAUGCUGAUUGACUGGAUCAAAGGGGCCUUGCCCCCAUUUGAGAAAAGCCCCGAAAAAAAAGUCCAGAAUGACGAAACAAAUACGGUGCCCCAAAAGCCCAAAAGAUUUUUAUCCGAGCCAAGAUCAUCUAGUAAGUCUCUGCAAGCCUCCGCCAAAUCGUCGGCAUCACAUAUCAAUGUAUCGUUUACGAAUAAUUACUUUGGGCCAGAAGAGGUUCUUUUCUGUAAAGGUGACCUUGAGUUGCCGACACAACUUGAAGAGUGCAACUCUCGUGAGAUAAAAGAUGAGAAAAAUAAAACAGAAACAAAUCAUGAACUUUUAGAUCCACCUAAGAAAAGAAAGGAGUCGCAUCGGCCCAAAAAGGAGGAAUCCCCAAAACUGAAGAGGAGACGGAAGUCAGAAAGUCAACUGGAUCCAAUCAAAACAAGCCGCAGAUAUAAAAACGCCAAUGAACAUUCUGAAACCAGGUGUUCAGUUUCCAAAUGUUCAACAACGUCAACAGAUAACCGCAGAUCGCACUCGGCGCCCAGGCCAAACGUAAGCAAGUUGAAUCUAGCAACCAAGCAGCGGCAUCCCAAGGCUAGAAAGUCGGAAAUUGAGAAAGUCCGGAUGACGUUUGAUGCGAAACCAAUGGAGGAAUCAGUCUUAGUGAAGAGCAAAUCAAAGAUAACACCUUUUAGCGAGUGCGGCGUGUCACGAAUAGCCAACAGACUGACCCCUAAUCAAGCUAAACUUGAGUCGACGAGUAUCACAGUAUCUUCGACCAGCACGGAUGACAUAAAGCAGAAAAUUCAGAGUGGAUUUAAAAACUUCAAGCAUGAAGUCAUGGAGCGCAGGUUAAUGGAGGAACUCAUCCAAAGAAAAAUUAUGUCUAAACAUCUUGAAAACGAUUUGGCCGAAGCCGAGGCUGACAGUCUUGCUGAAUGCGAGGCGAUCGAAUCUUGCCUGCUGACACCAAUUAUUGAGGAGUCGCAUACUCCCCUCGAUAAGUCAAGGAACGACUUUAACAUGUUCGUGAAUGAGUGUAAAAGCAAAAUCAAAGACAUCAGUGGGCAAGCAUCAAAGCCAAACUCUGAAAAUACACUUUCCAAUAUAAGUAGCCAAAUUAUUUCAAGCACUUCUUCCUCAAAACCCGUGCAUCAACUCAUCGAAAGGACACGAGAACACGCGUCUGCUGCCCCACUCCAUUUUUCUCAACAUCUGGAUAAAACUUCAUCCGUGAAGUAUUGCGUCCCCAACACCUUGAUGGAAUGUUCGACGAGCCCCUCAAAGAGUCGGUCCCACACUGAUAAAAGUGGACAAGACAACGACAGAAACUUAUUCGCAGACCAAUGUCAGUCUGGUUUAUUCACAUCAAGUUUGAAAGAAUCAAAAUCUCACCCUUCUCUCCAUGAAAUUAAUAACGCUCCAACGGAACGAUUGCCCGAGAAAUUCCAAGAGUAUUAUUUUACCUCACUUCACUAUAAAGGACCAUUUAAGUCAGCUUUUCUGAGGAAUGAACUUGGUGGGGGCAUUCAUGCCGAGUCAAAGGAAAUGAUCAAUCAGCUGUCCAAAGAAGACUUGCUCAUUAGUCAGUACUCGACAAGACACUCGUUCUUGAAGCGAAACAACUAUCGUGACUUUUCCCUAGAUCUGUCUGGUGAGGACUUCAACUUUUCCAAAUCCAACAGCAGAUUCUCUGAUUACCAAGACAACCAGCAUAAUUAUAUAUCCAAGACUGUCAUCAAUCCAAACUUCACACAUCCGAAAUUGAACUUUAACUACGAAUCCAGGUACAAGUCAACGUUUCUUAAGGCUUCCAAUGUCAAAUAUAAUGAAUCGUACACCACGACCCGUGGUUUUGGACACCUGAAAUACAGCUCCGCCCCAACAGAUGUGUGGGCUGAGAAGGUGCACCACUGGGACAGUGGUUGCAUCAACGCCUUACAUAAUGACCUGGCCAAGAAAAAUUGGAACGAGAGUGCCAACAAUGGCUAUGACACAUCCUCAUCGGACAACUCCAGCGUCGAUGACGACCUCAACAUGGAUGACGGGAACUCCAACAUUGAGUACAGCAGCGGGGCGGCUUGUAGAUCAACUCCUUAUCACAGCGGAGAUCGAUCGAUGAUGGAAAAAAGCAUUAUGGAGCACAAAACUUUACAGAGCACAGUAGGUUACUCGAAACGCCAGAAACGCUCAUGUGAUUCCCCUUGUUGUCUCAUCCACGAACAGGGCUGCAAAAAUUAUGAUAUCUUUAAACCCCAUCCACACAGUGGCCUAUUGUCUACAUUGGCAUCUCGCAACAUUAACGGAAGCGGAAAUAUGUUUGGCAGAGGGGGCAGACCGGGGGAUGACCUUCGUAUCGGCACACAUCUCUCAGUGCGGUCACAGAUGCAAGACAGUGAUGAUGACUUCACCUCAGCGUCAGAGGACAUGAUGUCAAACUACACAAGCGUCAAGAUGAGGAACAAUUUCCCCCGAGCAGACAGCCAAGAGAUGGAUGAUACGUGCAAUCAUCCCGACGCUAUGAGCUACUAUACAGGGGGUGGGCCAACAAGCCAGUUCGAUGUUUUCGGAGGCGCGCCUCAAGAAGAUUUGUUAAUGAACCUGUUCCCCAUGGAUGACGAUCACGCAACCGUCAUAUCCUCAUACCGACAGAAGGCUACCAGCGAGAGAUGUAGUGACGGCAUUGACCGAACAGGAGUGGACAGCAAGCCUGGCUGUAGCGAGCGUGACAGUUACACAACAGUUUCUAAUCUUCAACCUUCAGAUAAAGGAGCGUUUUGUGCUUCGCGAUCAUGUUUUGGACAAGGAGACACGUCAAGUAAGAAAGCGUUCACUCAAUGGUACGUUGAAGAUGCAGACAAAAACAUUCCGAUUCAAAGAAGGGGGAAUGAAGUUGCAAGUAAAUUUUCUCAACGGGAAGCUUGGAGUAAUGCAAUUAAAACGGACGAGAAACGUAGUGAAGAAAGUGUCGAUGAUGAAGGUGACGACGGGGAGGUAGAUGAAGACGACGAGGAUGAGGUUGACGAUGACGAUGAGGAAGAGGAUUACGAAGACGAUGAAAAUGAGGACGAGGAAGAAGAAAACGGGGAUGAAGAUGAAGAUGGAGAUAGCGAUGGAAGCAGAGAAAAUAAACAACUGCAAGUGGUCGAAGAUGUUCCAGGCGGUGACGCCCGCAGCGCUGACAAGGACACGGGGGUCAUCGACACACUCGAGACUAACAACCAGGCUCUGUCUGUAGAUACAAAGAACAAAGUGGACUCAGGUGACCAGCGGCGAGUUCACGGGAGACUUUUCAAUCAAAAUAAAUACAAAACUUAUGGGGUGAAAACAAUCAGAGUGACCUCAAAACAGAAUGGAAACCAAGGGCAGAUACAAAAGUACACAGCCAGCAACUUGCAGGGCAAAACUGGAUCAGGAUAUCAAAAGUUUUCGUUAGAACAAAUAAAAGUACCAGCCAUCGAGAAAGAAAGAGUUCGCUUUGCAUGUGACGAGAAUGGAGACUGGGCUGAAAUAGGACGAGGUAGUUAUGGUUGUGUUUACCUGGGGCUCCUUGAUGGUAUCGUAGAAGUGGCGAUUAAAGAUUUCUAUGAGUCGAGCUCCUGGGAUCUAGUGAUCCACGAGGCCCGGAUGCUCAUGUUUCUACAGGAAACUGGUAUAACGCCAAAGUUUUAUGGACUCAGAAGGAGGUUUGACGUCAGCAAGCAGCCCAGCGAGUAUUGCAUCAUCAUGGAAUACUUUGGCGAUGGGCGGACUCUGUUUAACGUCAUGUCGGAUAAAGUCCCUUUGACGAAGGACGAGUGGCUGGACAUUGUGGGCCAGCUAGUGGCCGGGCUCCGGCUGAUUCAUCGUAAAAAUAUAUUGAUCAACGACCUCAAAGCCGACAACAUUCUCAUCGAUCUAACUGGAGGUAAAUCUUUCUACUGCUGGUGAUUCUGUGUGUGUGUGGGCUUUGAAUGGGUGGAUGGAUGAAUGGGUGGGUUUGUGGAUGUGUGGGUGUGUUUGCUUUACAUGGAUGGGUGGAUGAAUGGGUGGGUGUUCGUGUGGCUGGAUGUAUGGGUGGGUUUGGUGGUUUGUGUUGGUGAGAAUGUGUGUGGAUAUUUUCGUGUAUGUGGUGAGAGAAGCGUGUUGCAUUAAAAUCUUUAUCGCCGGCCAACCCUCUUAUUACAGAUAAUUCGUUAUUAGGUUUGAUGACCUCAAGAGGAAAUGAUUUUUUCGUGAAAUAUUUUGUCACUAGUUUACACAGAUAAUUUGGUUAGACAUUUUAAAAAAUUUGUGGGGGGAGGAGGAGAAACACCCCCCCCCCCCCCAGAAAGUUACAAAUGCUGCCAACCUUCUUUUAUUUCUAGGUCGAAAAAUCAUUCGGUAUAUCGAUGUUGGUAUGGCGACCUACAAACAAGGCCUUACCUUCCAGCUACCACAAGAUCAAAUGAGCAAGUACAAUUUCCUAGCCCCAGAGGUUCGUGAAGGAGCCCGAACUACUACUCGGUCAGACAUUUUCAGUCUAGGGUACAUGUUGGAGCAGAUGAGCAGGCUGGCAGAUCCGGCCCUGGGGGGUCUAAAGAAGUUAGUGGCCAGAUGUACGGACAAGAAUCCAGCUCGUAGGCCUGACAUCGAUGAGAUAGUGUCUCAGGUUCACAGGUUCAUUGCAUCGAAGGCCAGCGUGACAGUAGCUCAACCUACGUCACAGGAACAGUUUUUACUGACUAACAGUGUUUAAGGAAACAAACCCUGUGGAUGUUUCACUGUAGAAUGUUGGGAAGCUAUCAGAUGGGAAGAGUAAAAAAGCUAAAUCAUUUGGAGCGUAUAUUUUUGAGACGCGCAUUCCAUGAUGAAUGAUAAUUUGAAUUCCUCAAUGAAAAGUUAGCUCGAAUAUUUUAAUUUCUGAUUUAUAAUCUCAGGGUUAGAGUUGUAUGUUGAUCUUAAACUCUGGAACCUGAUGGUUUUCGAUUAUGGCUUAGAUUUAUGUUCCUAAUCUGAAAGCAUAACAAACACGUUGAUCAUUCUUCUAUAAUCAUGGCUGAUUAUGAAUAACUAAUAAAAACCUGUUUAUGACUGACAGUUCUAAGAGGGAACUGACUCAUCAAACCUCCGGAUGUGUACGAUCAAUAGAGACGUUUAUAAUGUAUUGAAUGUUAUUGGGCAGUGCGGUCAUUGCAGAGUUUGGAGGGUUCCAGCUAUUGGAGGGGAUUUCUGCUGUAAGUGGUAGGUCACGCUCUAAAGAACACACGCAUGUGCUAGAUCAUUAGCUAGACAAUUCCUUGUUGUUUCAAUAAGAGACUUUUUAAACACAAUUUUUUAUAAGUGCUUGAAACAUUAGCCCAUGACUAAAAACUGUAGCAUUUGACAGUAAACGCUGAGGUCUGCUGCUCAAAUAUAUCAACUAAAUGAAGCAAAAUAUUGAGAAACGAAUGUUUAAAUUUUUCUUAUUUAUUAGCGCAAAUGUUUUAUUUCUUAAAUCAAAUGAUUGAUUUUUUCCCCAUAUACAAAUAUGUGGUAUAUAAAAUUCUAAAAUCCAGGAUUUUUAAAAAUAAAAAUGAAAAAAAAUAAUAAUAAUAAAAAUUGCUAGGUAUAGAUCUAUGGAAAUUGCCUCACUGGCAUUGAUAUUAUUUAUACCAUGUAACAACAACAAAUGUUUUCUCCUUGGG